GACUAGUGUCAAAGUCAGACAGUCAACUGACUACGACAAGAUGGCCAGAGUCUGUGUACUGGUUUGCUUUGCUGGUUUGUUGUUGGAGAUCUAUGGAGUGGUUUCUGAGAUCACAGAAGAAAACACAGGAGCUGUGUUUGUGUCUCAGCAGACGGCACAUAAGGUUCUGCAUCGUAAGCGCAGAUUCAACACUCCUUUUGAAGAACUUAAACAAGGUAACCUGGAGCGGGAAUGUAUAGAAGAAAUUUGCUCCAUGGAGGAGGCCAGAGAGGUGUUCGAGAAUGAUGAGAAAACUAUGGAGUUCUGGGCGGGCUAUAUUGAUGGUGACCAGUGUAGCCCCCCCCCCUGCCAGAAUGGAGGGGUGUGUGAAGAUGGAAUCAGCAGUUAUGUUUGCUGGUGCAAACCAAACUUCAGUGGCAAAAACUGUGAGAUUGUGACCAAGCAGUGUUUAGUCAACAAUGGUGGAUGUUCUCAUUUCUGUGUAAUGAAGGCUGAUCAGGCUAUGUGCCGGUGCGCAGGUGGUUACAGACUUGGGUCAGACAAGAAGAGCUGUGAACCAACAGAGCCGUUCAGCUGUGGUCGUAUGAACCUGUCCUCCAGUUCUCUCACCAGGUCCAUCUUAGAGCCAAGAUCAUCAAACUUCUCCUCAUACAACAAUAACCCACAGGAUGAUUAUGAAGACAUAUCAGACUAUGAUUAUCACGACCAUCCCACAAACAAUUCAAACCUAUUCAAUGACUCUCUGGACUCUGCAGCGGAGGCUGUCAUUGGCAGUCGACAUGUGAGAAGUGUCAAUGAAACUGCAACAACGAAGGAGGAGAUGUCCUCCUGGGGUUUCUCCAUGCUCCCCAACAUCACAGCUAAUAAGAACAAUGACCAGAGGAUUGUGGGAGGUGACACGGCCAUUCCUGGAGAGAUACCUUGGCAGGUGGCCUUGAUGUCCCACUCAGCCAGCCUACCCAGAGCGCUGCCCUUCUGUGGAGGAUCUCUGCUCACUAACUUAUGGGUCAUCACUGCUGCUCAUUGUCUGUGGAACACUGAUGGCACUGAACGAACGUUCUUCAUCAGAGUUGGUGAACAUGAUGUGAACAGCGAUGAAGGUCCAGAGCGAGACCAUAACGUGGCUGAGCGGCAUCCACACCACAAAUACAAUUUUAAGAAUUCACCAUAUAACCAUGACAUUGCACUACUGAAGCUUGCCAGUCCAGUGGAACUGUCCAACGAGCGGCGUCCCAUCUGCCUGGGCCCCAAAGAGUUUAUACAGAACAUUGUGAGGGCCUCCGCCAGCUCCCUUGUGAGUGGAUGGGGGCGGAUAAGAUUCCGUGGCCCUGAGGCCACCAAGCUCCAGAAGUUGGAAAUCCCCUACGUGGACCGCACCAGAUGUAAACAGAGCAGCCGAGACCAUAUCACCCGAUUUAUGUUCUGUGCAGGCUUUGAAAAUGAGCAGAAGGACUCGUGCCAGGGGGACAGCGGUGGGCCACAUGCCACCAAUUACAAAGGAACUUGGUUCCUGACAGGCAUUGUCAGCUGGGGGGAGGAGUGCGCCAAAGAUGGGAAGUAUGGCGUCUACACCCGAGUCUCAGAAUACUACCGAUGGAUCAGUAACACGACAGGGAUCAAUCCAAGCAUUUAAUGAGUAUUCGUGACUCAGCUGUCAAAGAAAUAACACACUGUAGCAUUUGUUAAGUUUGGCCCUCGAGGAGGUGAAUAUUUUUCUUCUGCUGAAUCAAGUGAGAAAUCAUCCAUGUUCUUUUAUUAGUACCUCAAUAAAACAUGUCAACAUAUGUUUGCAUGUCAUAUGUUGAGGUUCUUUAUCCAACACGUAACUGAAAUCUUAGAUAAGAAGAAACAUUCAGUGCUUGUUUUUUUUUCUCUCUCUUUAGUGUAACUCGAAUGACGACAUAAAUUCAUCAUUCAUUGCUUCUUAUACAAUUUCACUAUUCAGUU
This is a messenger RNA of Archocentrus centrarchus (flier cichlid), 1947 nucleotides long. It is a transcript of the gene f9b, whose product is annotated as coagulation factor IXb. Bases 41 to 1633 code for a protein of 530 amino acids. Gene Ontology annotation, molecular function: calcium ion binding; serine-type endopeptidase activity. The record is from RefSeq and is a predicted model, not a curated record. Gene Ontology annotation, biological process: proteolysis; blood coagulation. Lineage: Eukaryota; Metazoa; Chordata; Actinopteri; Cichliformes; Cichlidae. The transcript has 8 exons. Gene Ontology annotation, cellular component: extracellular region.